AUGAGCCUUGAUCCAAAUGCCUUUCCGAGGUCGGACUCCCCCGCAAGCUCCGAGAGCUCCUUGACACGCUCCCGUUUACAAGGCAAGGAAGGGUCCUUCAAAAAAGACAAGAACUAUCGCCGAUAUGCAUCUAGCGUUGAACGAGCGCUUUCGCUCUUUGACAACGCUCUCCAAGAAUGGGCCGACUAUAUCUCGUUCCUCGGACGCCUGUUAAAGGCACUCCAAACCCACCCACCCGAUCAGCCCGUCGUUCCUCAUAAAGUGUUAGUGUCGAAGCGACUCGCCCAGUGCUUGAACCCGUCGUUGCCAUCAGGCGUGCACCAAAAAACCCUCGAAGUCUAUACGUACAUAUUUGGAUUGAUAAAGCUCGAGGGAUUAUCGCACGACCUGCCUUUGUAUCUCCCUGGCCUUGCACCAACAUUGACUUUCGCCUCCCUUACUGUCCGCCCAUUGUUUCUGUCUUUGGUAGAGGGAUAUAUCGUUGAUCUGGAACCAUGGGCUAUCCGCCCCGCCCUGAAAUCAAUCAUUUUAGCCCUACUUCCAGGCCUCGAAGAGGAGACCAGUGACGAUUUUGAGCCCACACUACGCACAGUUAAUAAACUGCGAGAUGCUGCUGGACAACUUGAAACACAAAGGACGUCCGAAGCUGGGUCAUCUGGGCAGUAUUUCUGGCAAUGCCUCUUUCUCGCAUCUAUCACGAACCCCAGUCGGCGGCUCGGUGUCCUCGCAUAUUUGAACCGCUACCUCCCCAAGCUAGGUAUCGCAGAUCGUCGACCGAGCACGGCUGGUGGGAGCGAUUUGAAUGAUAUUCCACCUGAAAUACUGGCCGCAGCAGACUCUGUCAUUCUACCAGAGCCUGGCCUCUUGAUUCGAUGUUUUGCAUCGGGUUUAUCUGAUGACCAGCUCCUUGUCCAACGCAACUUCCUAGAUCUUCUUGUCACCCACCUUCCUCUCAGCUCUCCGAUUCUGCAAAACAAAAUUGCGGCCACUGAUCUUCAAACAUUGGUAAUUGCCGCAGUGGGGGUGAUCACUCGGCGAGACAUGAGCUUGAAUCGCCGACUCUGGGCUUGGUUCUUAGGACCGGAUUCUCCAAACGAUAGCUCUUCGAUGGAUGGUCGAAAAUUCUCAUCGGAAACCGCUCGAUCUGCCUCCGUUGAUGGAAAGGAACUCACACAAUCACAAUAUUUCAGCCGGGUAGGCUUGCAGCCAUUGGUCACUGGUCUAUUGAAUAUGAUCAAACAGGCACCGAGUAUUCCGUCGGAUAGAACUAAGCCCUUUCGCAUAGCUCUGUCCCUAAUGGAUCGCUGGGAAAUUGGUGGAUACAUUGUCCCUGCUGUUUUCUUGCCCACUGUACGCAGUGUUCAGGCGUUUGAAUCCACGGCCCCAAAGAGCCACUUCGAAGAGGUUUUCCGCAGUGCGAGCGCCUUUUUUGAUGGUGUUGAAAGUGGUGUUAUAUUCUCUGAACUUCUGGGGUUAGUUGAUUACCGGUCUUCUGAUGUAGAUGUUGAUAGCGACCAAGUGUUGCGUGAUUUGAAUCUUGCACAAUUUAUUGUUGAGAAUUUCAAUGUGCGCGAGGACGAUAUGGUUCAGAUACAUGUUCCUCUGCUGACAUUGUCAGUGCUCGUGAAGAUGAGAGAUAUUUCAUGGAAGGAGAGCACUGCCAAUAGACAGGCCGUGGCUGCCGCGUUGAAUAAAGUUCUCAAAUCGUUGACAGGCUUGCUUACAGAGCGGGCGUUCUCGAGAAAGGCGGGCUCUGAAAAGACUGCUGGCAACGACACAAAGGGCGGCAGUACUGAUAUCUUGAAAACUGUUCACAGUUUCUAUGAGCAAAGCAAACACAGCUUGGAGCUUCCACCUCUUCCUUAUGCUCCUAAGAAUCUUGGCGAAAUGAUCAUUCGAGAGGCUCAUGAACUAGCUAUCGCGGCGCUAGGAAGCCGCGAUGGCAACCUCGCUGUUCAUGAACCACUCGAAAUUCUUGUCACUUUGCUCAAGGCGCUUCCAAAGUCCCGCGUUCUACGAGAUCGAAAACUGUAUGAAGCACUCUCUCGGCGACUAGGUUCGGGGAAGGACAAGCCAACAACCGCCUCCUUCUCAGUCAUAUCGACGAUUGCUUCGACAGUGACGAGUUUGUUCUUCAUUCAAACUCCCGGCUUCUACGUCAGCUAUGAGGAUGCUUGCGAUCUGAUUACCCCUCUUGUCAACCAGCUUUGGUGGUACUUAUCACCCCUUAGUCCAAAGUUCCACGUGGAAGCUGUCCGCUGUUUAUGGCUCCUGCAUUCAAUUUCUUGGAUUGAUCACCUUGUCGAGGCGUCCCUGACAGCUUUAAUGGUCAAUAUUUCAACCGCAGCAUCUCGCCAUCUCUCAUCUGAGCAACAAGCCGAGCGAUUCUACGUCUUGUGGAACCACAGCCAUCAUAACACACAUGAGCAACCGCCAAAGCAAGUACUUGAUGUUGGAGGGACCAUCUUCUCUUACCAGUGUUCUAUGCUUGAACGUCCGCUUUUCAUCGUCCUUGAUCUUCUCUCCCAAGAGUCAAGUGAUAGUUCGCAGAGCGUUCAACUAUGGCUCCAAGACUUGCCAUCUAUUCACAAGGUUUUCCAUGUGGUCAUCUCUAAUCUUGACGAGCUUUCUGAGCAUGAUGAAAGCAAAGAGAAAAAGACAGACAGCCACUCAAUUUCCCCAGAUGACUAUAAGGAGUGUGACUAUCUGUUACAGACAGCCUCCAAUAUCAUAUCGGCGCUUUCGCACAAUGGAUGGAUCGCACUACUUACUCAUGUACUAGGUAAUGAGAAACGCCUUGAAAAAUCCAAAUCUGAAGAAAAUGCAGACUUCAAAAGCCUCCAUUCCGCCAUAUUUGAAGCAUCUCUUCGAAUCGUCAGCACACAAUCCCCAGCUGCUAUGGAAGUUAAUCUAGAUGGAGAACGUCUACAUAGGGAUGCACUCCAGCUCAUGCGGCAACUUCUUCUUGGGCCCGGAGCGGAGGAAUUAGUCGAGUCUGGCAUUGAUGACUUCUUGGUGGAACGUCUUCUUGUCUCUUCCGAGGGGGGCAGUAUUGCGGUGCAGGGUGCACUAAUCGACGCACUCCUUGCUGCAUUGAAAGUGCGAUUUGCGCAAGCAUAUCUACCAUCACCGCCGCCACCGCCACCCCGGUCAAAACAUUUACGAGCUAGCUCUCGAGAUCGGCUGACCAGUCCUUCAAUCUUGUCUUUCACUAGUGAGAAGGGGGAUAGGAGACAAUCGCUACCUCAGCUACCGCAGCCGCCAGAGCGGCUUCUGGAUUGUCUUUUAAAGGGAAUCAGCUCACCUAAAUCCCGAGAAAUUGUAGACAAGUGGAUAAUGUUGCUCUGUGAGGUGCUCCCUCUAUAUUCAGGUUCCAUAUUCCAGAUCCUAUUGAUGCUGGUGGAAUGUUUCUGCAGGGAAAUUCGAGCAUCGUAUGGCAGACUUCAGCUAUCCUUUCAGCAAACAGAGGAUUGGCCGCAGGACCGUUCGGAGCAUGUCACAAUUGCUCUUCUGACUGGCCUCGAGACUUGUAUCGCAAAUGCCCACGAACGUCUCAUUAUAGAAGAGUCCAAUGUUCCAGCAGUAAAGAGCCCUGACCAAGUGCAGGGCUUUUUCGGGAAUAUGGUGUCUGGGGUAUUCAACUCAGAAGGCGGGCAAGGUCGCCCAAAUACCGCCAACGACCGCCUGACUGUUCUUCUCUGUUUCCAAGAUGCUUGGCUACCCCCCGAUUCCGAAUCUCUAGCCUCAUUUCAAUACACCUCUUUGCGAAUGAGGAACCGUUCACGGCGAAUCUUGGAGCACUUCUUCACCGCAGAGGCACUUGAAUGUCUUGAGACCUUAGUGGAAAUGUGGACUAAGUCUGACACGGAGACAGCGUCACUUAUCUUCAAUCUCCUCCACACGCUCGAUGGGUCAAGCCCGAAAAUCACCAUUCCUGCCAUUUUCAAUGCGAUCUACACUCGCACUAAUCCUAGUGCCUUGGAUCCUAGCCGGAAGUCUUCGUUAACGUCCAAUCUCUCCGAGUCUGAGCUUGCUAGCUUUUUGGUUACUUAUGCCCGUUCACUGGACGAUGAUUUCCUUGACGAGAUUUGGACGGACUGCACAACUUUCUUGCGCGAUGUUCUUAGCAAUCCAUUCCCGCACCGCCAGAUCCUUCCUCGUUUGAUUGAAUUUGCGGCUAUUUUGGGGGUGAAAUUAGAGAAAACAACCUUCGGCGAAGACCGCCGUAUGCGAAAGGAACUUGGAGAUGUCCUCCUACGACUUCUUACCGCGGUCUUUACCAGCAAGCCCCUAGGCCUUAGCCAAGACACUGUGCCUAUGGCAAGAUCUUCGGUGGACCAUGAUCGUACCUCGGUCUCUCAUACUGGACCCGAUGACAUGCUGAGCAUCUUAGCGGUCUCUAUGCCGUCGUUUAUCACGACUCUGGGUGAUUCAGAUCGGAUCAACACUGCCAUCACUGGUAUUUCGACUAAUGUAGUGGGACCUCUCAUCCGGUCACGUCUCUUCCCCAACAAUCUCAACCGUAACGUCAUGGUUCUUCUACAGCAAAUGGCAAAAGUACCAGCUGCGGCGAAAAUAUGGAAGAAGGACAUAUCCGACGCGUUCAAUGAUGCCCGAUUCUUCGGAUUGCAGUUGGACUUGGUGAAGAGCAAUUGGAUGGACUUGCUGCGCCAGUGGGUUCUCGCCGACAAGGAGCGCCUAUCCGAACUUCUCGUCCGUCUUCCACCACCAAGCUCAGCCGGUAUCAUGUUCGGCGUAGGAGCCUCUGCGGCUAGGUUGGAGGCCGAUCGCAAAGCGCAGCUUAAUCUCCGGCGGAUCGCGCUACUCCUGCUUUCUGCCAGCGAUGAUUACUUUGUUGGUGAAUUGCCUGCAUUGCUGCAGAAACUGGAAGAUCUUCUUGCGGCAACCAGCUCUUCAUCGCCAUCUUCUGCCACUCGGGCAGAAGUGUUCAUGGUCCUUCGAGCAGUCGCGCUCAAGACCUCUGCCUCCGCCAUGGCGCCAUUCUGGCCUUUGAUCAACACAGAACUGCAAGAAGCCAUCUCCACAGUACCCCGGGGUACUCAGCCAGAUCUCUAUAACUCUUACUCGCUGCUUCAAGCGUGCAAGCUUCUCGACAUACUGCUUGUCCUCGCCCCAGACGACUUCCAGCUUCUUGAAUGGCUUUUCGUAACCGACACCAUUGAUGCGGUCUACCCGCCCGACCGCUGGGAGCCCAUUGCUCUGGCAGACGAAGUUUCCCAGACAUUUGGUCCACGCGAUGCGGGCUCACCCACUGUCGCCACUGAGGCCAAUGAGCCCCAGGCUCGCAGUGGACUUAAGCGGCCAUGGCUCAUCUCAGACCAGAUCCGAGAGACAGCCAAGGACGAGAUUGUUGAGCAGGUUCUGCGACCAUUCUUCGCUCGGUUGAGUAUCUAUGUGUUUGAGAGUACGUACGGCAUGGGCAGCGUAGAUCUGACAGUGUGCCGAAACGAUCUGUUAGCAGACCUCUUCAACGAGAACACAAUAGCCAAUUAA
Molecule: messenger RNA, 5514 nt
Organism: Penicillium vulpinum
Lineage: Eukaryota; Fungi; Ascomycota; Eurotiomycetes; Eurotiales; Aspergillaceae
Product: dopey family protein
Exons: 8
Coding region: 1-5514 (1837 amino acids)
Biological process (GO): Golgi to endosome transport
Cellular component (GO): endosome; trans-Golgi network
Source: RefSeq, a predicted model, not a curated record